CAAAAACACACACUUUCGCUUCACCACUGCCACCAUCGACGCCACCAUGCCGAGGCUGAGCGAAGCAGACGAGGCCGUGUUGGCAAAGGACCGGGAGGAGCACCCCGAGUGCACGCAUUCCACCACCAUAUCGUCGUCGUGCCGGAGCAUCAAUGGAGAUCGCCAGUGCGAGACCCUCCGCCGAAUCUUUCGGAAAUGCCCUGGUCGACAACCCGCGUUGAUCUUGGACGUGAAAGACCAAACGCAAGACAACUCUGUCGAAGCAAACACGGAUUCAGACUCGCAUGAUGCAGUUCUGGAUCCGUUCCAGCUGUUCCGUAGCCGAGGCGGAAUCCAGCAUGACGACGGUGGAAUGUCGCCAUUCCGCGGCGGAUUCAUGGGCCAGCCACCGCACCCGUUUGAGAGCAUGGACGAUAUCAUGCAGGAAAUGUUGCGUCCAUUUGGAUUCGGAAGCUUUGGGUUUGGUCCAAGCGACAACGAUGACAACGGAGUGCACGCUCCGUACCGUCAACCACAUCAGGCACCACCGCCACAUCAUAGUUAUUCGAGAAAACCUCCAACGGGCUCGAAGGCACCAUCGAGGAAGAAAGACAUGUUUGACGGAUUCGACGGGCAUGUUGAAGAGAUUUAAGCUGCACAACAUGGAUUCAUUCAAUAUACAAUA
This is a messenger RNA of Aphanomyces astaci, 664 nucleotides long. RefSeq lists its product as hypothetical. The transcript has a single exon. The coding region runs from base 47 to 631 and encodes 194 amino acids. NCBI's taxonomy places the organism in Eukaryota, Oomycota, Saprolegniomycetes, Saprolegniales, Verrucalvaceae. The record is from RefSeq and is a predicted model, not a curated record.